Polistes canadensis is the source of this 2159-nucleotide messenger RNA. RefSeq lists its product as uncharacterized. Lineage: Eukaryota; Metazoa; Arthropoda; Insecta; Hymenoptera; Vespidae. The transcript is spliced from 6 exons. The record is from RefSeq and is a predicted model, not a curated record. The coding region runs from base 1 to 2034 and encodes 677 amino acids. Gene Ontology annotation, biological process: proteolysis. Gene Ontology annotation, molecular function: serine-type endopeptidase activity.
AUGUCUCCUAAUAAUUUUCUAUUUAAAAUCAUCGCGUUGAUAUCGAUAGUAACGAUCGAGUGUACGUUAAAAUCUAUCGAAUCGUCUUAUUCGUCGAUUAAUUUAAUCAAGAAACCAAUCGAUCAUCAAUACAAUUCACCGUCCUUUUUUCACCUGCACAAAUACAAAUAUCAAAAGUUGGACAAAAUCAGUAGUACACCACCUACUACUGAUUGCAUUUGCGUACCGUAUUAUUUGUGCGAUGUUAACAGAACUGUUAUCACCGAUGGUACUGGUACCAUCGAUAUCAGAUAUCGAAGAUGUACCGGAGAUUUAGAAGUGUGUUGUAAUUUACCGAACGCUAAUAUCGUAACUCAAAUGACAACGACAACGCAACCAACAACCACGACUACAACUAAAGCACCAACUACCACUACAACUACUACUACGACAACUAAAGCACCAACGACCACUACUACUACUACUACGACAACUAAAGCACCAACGACUACUACUACUACUACUACUACUACUACACCACGUCCAACUAGUCCACCAACGACAACACCAACAGCACCUACAAUUAUUUUCCCGACAGCCCCAAUAACAAUCCUACCAACAGGAAUACCUGGUAUCAAUUGUAUUUGCGUAUAUUCUUGGCAAUGUGAUCCCCAAAACGUGAUAGUGAUAGGUUCAUCCGGUGAAGGUAUAAUCAUUCCCCGUCAACAGACACUCAUUUGUCCAGGUGCUGGACAAGUUUGUUGCAAAUUAUCAUCUAACGUGAUACCAACCGUUAUAACGCCAACCGUACAACCGUAUAACAAUAAUGGACAAAUUUGUUUCGUUUGUGGUAAUAAUUUGCAAUGCGUUAACGGUGCUAAUUUGAUUCUACCAACUGGUACGAAUUUAAUUAAUUCGCCACAAAUAAUAACAUGUUCUAACGUUAAUACUUGCUGCCAAGGAACUGGACCGAUAACUAACAUCGAUACAACUGUCAUCAUUAAUGGUCUUGGACAAAUGAAAUUUCCUGGUACUGUUAAUGCUUGUUACUGUGUCAAAUCAUGGCUUUGUAAUGAUGGAUACAUCGUUAAUAUCGAUGGUGCUGGUAUAAUCGAUCCACGAUUUACUAUUUGUACUAAUGCUGAUGAAGUUUGUUGUCGACCACCUGGUAUAGUUGGAAUUAAUAGUGAUUCUCAAGCGGGUUCACGUGAUCUUGUUAUUAAUGACCCGGUAGAUUCAUUAGCUGUUCAAGUUGUUUGCGGUAUACGUGGUACUGCUUAUGCACCAGCAACACCUUAUCCAACAUCUUCGGGAAAAACAUAUUACGCGGAAUUUCCAUGGAUGGUAUCGCUUUUCAUAAAACAACCCGAUGGCAAAUAUUUGUAUCUCUGUGGGGGUUCUAUGAUCAACAAUGGGGCUGUCUUGACUGCUGCACAUUGCGUUACCAAUCGAGAAAGUGGAGUAUUGGUUGCCAGAUUUGGACAAUGGAAUGUUAAAAGUACAAAUGAAUCUAUUCAAGAAGAAUACGUUAAAGCAAUCAUACCUCAUCCACUUUAUUAUAACGCUGGUUUAUUCCAUGACAUAGCAGUGUUGAUUUUAAAUUCGACAGUUAAUUAUGCAACUAACGUGAUACCUAUUUGUUUACCACAACAAGGAAUGAAUUUUGCAGCCGGUACUCGGUGUUAUGGAACCGGAUGGGGUAGCAACGCGUUCGGUACAACCGGUGAAUUUCAAACAGAAUUAAGAAAGGUAGAUCUACCGAUAGUUGAACGAUCUGAUUGUCAAAAUCGUUUAAGGACAACAAAUUUGGGACAAUAUUUUUUAUUACAUGGUUCGUUUAUUUGUGCUGGUGGUGAACUUAAUAAAGAUACUUGUCGUGGGGAUGGUGGUGGUCCUUUGGUUUGUCCAACGACUACUGGACAAUUUAUUCAGGCUGGUAUAGUGUCAUGGGGUAUUGGUUGUGGUGAAUCUAAUAUACCUGCUGUUUAUACCAACGUUGCUCAACACAAACAAUGGAUCGAUCAAACUCUCGCGAAUUAUGGUGUACAAUAUUGAGAGAUUGAAAAGAUAAUUAUAAUAUUAUUGUUAAUAUAAAUAUAAUUAUUUAUAUACCGUCUUGCGUGUCAAUUUUAUUAUCUCAUUUUCUCUAUUUGAAAUAAGUCUAUAAUAAAUAAAAUGAA